UCGCCUUAGUAACUAAGUGCAAAACAAAAAUAAACAAAUUGCCAACCCAUUUCGAAAAAUAACCCCAAAAAAUUCGUGUAAAUAAUGGCGAUUACUGAGACCUUAUAAAGCGUGUGCAAAGUUCUAAAAAGUUUUGACUAUGGCAGAAACGUAAAAAAAGCUACUCAUUUUAAAGAAAAUUAACAUUUUUGUGUUUAAAAAUGACGAUUUUUAAUAACAAUUAAAUUAAAUUGUGUAGUGUUAAUCAAAGUGUCGAAAAUGCCCGCUGAAAAAUUUUCCGUGUCGGAAAAUGUGGUCCGUUUUUUCAUGAAAAUAAGUUGUUACGUUGCCUCGAUUGACGUUUUCAAUUAAAAAUGGCUUCCGUUAUUUGUUUUCGCGCCAAAAAAUCAAUCAUGGUCGCGAAUUUGCCGGUGGUCUUCUACAUUUUCAAAAUCAAAUUGAAAUGACGUCGGAGGAAAAGGUAUCUUGGAGUUAGCGAAAAUGUAAACUGAAUAGUGUUUCUGUACUGUGUUUCUGAACAAAACUGUGUGUUUGUGUGUUUUUUAUAAAAUCGCGGUGUAUUCUGUCCUUGAAGGUACAAAACCAGAAAAAAUGUGAAAAAUGGCGCUGAAACUGAAAUAUACAGACGAACACGGAAUACUACACAUCGAUAUGAGUCCUUCCAGCAGCCCGGUCGGCUCCGACCAACCGACCGACCCGAAGUUCGACACUAUCAACAAUCGGUUCGGAAGCUACGACCUUUUUGGCGGGAAAUAUGACGACAAAGAACAAUACGACGAUACUGAAGAAACACAGUCCUUAUUCCGAAGUAGAUACAACAGCUUCGAAGCGGAGUUCGCGAAUACGCCAUACGCGUUCGCGACAGACCGUACUCACAAACCGCUAUUAGAUAUCACAAUCGACUCGCGCGCAGACGUGUCUCCUUCCAAAGACAUUGAAAACAACCGAUUCUUCGACCGAUCCGAUUUAUUCGGACCGAAAAUCGAUUUGAAAACUAGUGAUGCGUUCACUGUGACCCAUUUGAUUCACGCGCAGGAUCGAUAUUUCGAUCUUUCGACUAGGGUUGGGGAAAAGGGUGUUGUUAGGACUAUAGCGGAUAGUUUUGAAGUGAAAAGUGCGCCGAGUUCCGCGAGACGGAUCAAAAGUGUUAAGACUAGUGAUGGGGAAGCCUUCAAAGUGUUGUCGGCGGACAGUGUGAAGGGAUUCCGAGGGACUGAAGCCAAAGUGCCUGCGGUGUCGACGUCGAAGCGGAAACGUGAGACGUCGUUCGCGAUCAUCGCGGAGCCUUCCCCCUCCCGCCCCACCAGCCCGCACUCGCUGCCAGUGGAGAUAAGACCCGGGAGAGUUUCACCCUUUAAAGGUCGAGGCUUCAGAGAAGAAACCUCGCGUCACAACACACCAAAAACCUCAGCUGCCAACUCCAGAUCAAACUCACCUCCAAGAAGAACCAACUCUUUGACAAGGCUUGACAACAUGGCGCCGAUCGCCACACUACCUCCCCCCGGACCGGUCCACAGGCCUCCCAGAGACUUCCUGAAAGAGAACAUGGAAGAGAUACGAGAACUAAGCGAACUAAAUAGAGAAAAGAACGAAGCAGAAGCGGAGAAACAAAGAAGAGAAGAAGAGAUAGCGUUAUUAAAAGAAAUGGGUGUGUUGAAAAGUGUCACUAAUUCUAGGACAAACUCGCGGAGUAACUCCCCAGGUAGACUAAAUUUAAGAUCUCGAUCUAAUUCCCCAUCAGCGAUAUUACACUUCGAGAACAUUUCACGAAAUAGCACUGAAUUUCUUAAUAAAGAAGAAGCAGGACCAAGACCUGUGAUUCAUCGAUCAAGAGUACGAUCGCUAUCGAAAUCCCAACCGCAAUCAAGUAACGGUUCUCCCAUAAAUUCCAAAAUACCGAAACGCCAAAAUUCUGUCUCUCCCACGAGAAGUUCUAAACAACCUGAUAAUAAAACUUUAAAUGGCAGUCAAAAAUACAUGUCAAAUAGUACAAGCAGUAUAAAUGAAACUAUAAGAAUAGGUAGUCAAAUGCACGAUAAAAGAACUACUCAAAGUAGUCAACAGUUAAACGUUUCUCAACCUAAUGUGAAAGGUAAACCUCCAAUUUCACCUGGCAGAAGUGGACCUCCUCCUUCUAACAAGUCGAUAAAUGCAAAAAGACUGUCACCAAUAGUUGGUACGCCAAACAAAAGUCCAGUCGAUGAUUUGAAACCAGGUUCUGCGAAAACUAAUUCAAAACCUACUACAACAGCGAGAAAGUCAUUAAAAACAGCUGGCAGUACUCCUGCUGCGUCUAGAUUAAAUUCUAGACAGAUUAGCAGAACUACCAGUAGGGAAGCCAGUCCUGACAAACGUAACCCUCCAACUAAAACAGCUAAGCCUGCUGUAGGUGUUACUAAACCUCCAGUUACUAAGGCAGCACAAAAACCUCCUAUUUCAAGCAAAACAGAAUCCAAAAAACCAGUAAGCCGAACAAAUAGUGUCAAAAACUUAACUAGAGUCCCGAGUACAAAGAAUUUAAAUGAUAAACCUCCAUUAAGCAGACAAGUUAGUAAGAAAGAAUUAUCAGCCAAAUCGAAAUCUACGACUAAAUUAAACGAAAUUGUAUCUAAAACUGAUAAAGCUGCUAAAACUGGGACUAAAACUGGUGAAACUAAGAAAAAUGCUGAAGUUCAAGUUAAAGGAAAAGAAGAAGUCACUACAGCAGACGCAAACUUUGGUGACGAAUUGUCAACUCAAGAUAACGGAACUCAAUAUGAUAAAACUAAAAACGAUGAUAUGGUGAUACUUACAAAGAAAAAUAUCAUGUCUAUGACUACUGCUGCCAUUACUUCACAACCAUUGGAAGUGGUAGCUACAGUUACCAAUCAGCUACCGAGUGUUCUAGAAAAAGCUAGAGAAAAAAAUAUGCUUGAGAGGUUAAGCUCCAAAGAGUCAUUGGUAGGAAAAGAAGAGGAUAAGGUUAAUAAAGAAGCAGCAGAAGAGAAAGAAAAAGAAGAAAAAAAACCUAAACCAAAAACAGAAAGGACUAUAUUCGCUGAAGAUAACUUAAAACUUAGACCUCUACAACCUCCUUACAACAAUCCUCAGGUAGAGAGAGUAAAGCAAAAAAUAGAUACUUUACUUAAGGAGCCUGAAAUUUCUACCGAAAAUAUUUUAGUUGCUGCCGAAGCGAAAGAAACCGCUGCUAGAAGUAUAGCUGAAAAAGCUAAAUCUUCUAUAAAAGAAGCUAAACAAGAUGUUGAAAAAAUAGUAACAGAAAAAAAAGAUGAAAUUACCAAGCAAGGGGAAGAAAUGACAUCCGAAAUACGUUCUGAAGCGACUAAAAUUGUCGACAGCAUCAUAACACCUGUCGAAGAACCUGAAAAGGUUCUCGAAAAAGCGAAAGACGAGGCUAAAAAAGCUAUAGAGCCAGUAGUAAAGGUUGUAAGUGAAAAGAGGAAGGAAAUAAAAUCAGAAGUUGAGAAAAUGACUGAGACCUUGGUGCAGGGUGGACCGGAAGUAGACGUGCAGAGUUUUCAUCUGUCAACGCCCGGCGAGAAGAUGGCGCUCAAGCCUACCGGAAGUGCUUCGGAAAAAUCUCACAGCAAUGGCGGAUUCCCUCAAAGCACAGGGAAUACACCGAAGCCGCCGCCGCGUGCGCAUAGAGCAAGCAAAUCCCCCCCAACAGGGUCAGACCAAGACCCAACCCAGACCCAACCCAAACCCAACAUCUGUGUCCGGCUCAUGGGUAAAUGCAAGGCUAAAUGUUGUCCAUGCUGCAUGAAACAGGCUCAACAUUUAGAAGAAGAAAGGGAAGAUACGGAAAGAGAAGAGGGGGUGGGAGAAAAUGGGGAGAAGAAAAAGUUCUGGAAGAAAAUGAAUUGCUUUAAGAAGAAAGUUCCAGAAGAGGAGGUUGAAAUUGCCGCGGGAAAAGGCACGACAAUAGAAUUCGAAACGGAAACGAAACGAAAACGUAAACUACGCGAUGUCUUCUGCGCGUGUUGUCGUCGCCAACGCGUCGCCGACGUGUCGGAGCCGCCACUGCAUGCUGAAAUAACCCCACCUGUGACGUCAUCAGACGUGGUACAAGAGACGGGCUGCUGUGGGAAGAAGAGGGAAGCGCAAAGGCGGGACAGCAUACUGAGCGACCAGCCACCCUCCCCAUGCUGCAACAACCGUCUUUGUCGAUGGAUCAUGGGCGCAUGCAGAAGACAGUCCACAGUGGCGGAGUCUGACAGCAGACGAACCAGUCUCUUCUCCAAGAACAAGAGUCUCUCUCCCACUCUACCUCCUGAGGAUACCCGCAAGAAGUUAGAUCCAUCUCUCAUCGAGCACACGAGCGUGAUGCGCGGUGCUAUCCCUGUCCUACCGACCGUGCUAGCCUACUUCUGUUUGUUCUGCAACAUUGUCGUUCCUGGCUUGGGCACAAUCUUCAGCGGUAUGUUUUGCCUCUGUUUUGGGAUUCCCCGAUUCGGUGUGCACGACGGAGCCAAACACAGGAUAGGUUCCUUCAUCAUCAACCUGGUGGUGGGAGUGGGACAGCUGUUCACGGUGCUGUUCUGCCUCGUGGGCUGGGGCUGGAGCAUCUGGUGGGGCUACAUCAUGGUCAACACUUCCCGUAAAUACAAGAAACUGAAAGCAGAUGCGGCCGCGGAGGAGGCCGAAGCGCCUCCCGUGACGAACAACAACCACACGCGCGCGUAGCAGAGGACCUAAGCCGUAAUAUACACGGUGUAACCACAACGCUCGCAAAAACGAACACAGGUGAUAAUACCAUGAUACCAUGAAAAACUACGAGCAAAAAUAAAAAAAUCCUGUAUUUUUUAAAAGUACACAAUAUUUU
This is a messenger RNA of Maniola jurtina (meadow brown), 4825 nucleotides long. It is a transcript of the gene stum, whose product is annotated as protein stum. Gene Ontology annotation, biological process: sensory perception of mechanical stimulus; proprioception; taxis. The record is from RefSeq and is a predicted model, not a curated record. The coding region runs from base 601 to 4686 and encodes 1361 amino acids. Gene Ontology annotation, cellular component: sensory dendrite. The transcript has 11 exons. Lineage: Eukaryota; Metazoa; Arthropoda; Insecta; Lepidoptera; Nymphalidae.